Messenger RNA from Puntigrus tetrazona (Sumatra barb), 1946 nucleotides. RefSeq names its product thiosulfate sulfurtransferase/rhodanese-like domain-containing protein 2. The record is from RefSeq and is a predicted model, not a curated record. The transcript has 9 exons. Lineage: Eukaryota; Metazoa; Chordata; Actinopteri; Cypriniformes; Cyprinidae. Bases 242 to 1621 code for a protein of 459 amino acids.
GCGAAUCGGUCACCGGUAGACUCGUUUUAUCUGUAGUCAUGAAUGCACGUUUAGUUUUCAUCUGUGUUUAGUUUUAUUAACCUAGCUUUAGUAUUUAAUAAACCGGUCAAGGGUUACCGACACAAAUUGCAUUAAAAGAGGUUACGUUUCUUUUUAUACCGGUUUUUAGGAUGGUGUAUUAUUAUUGUAUUAGAUUGUGAACUUAGGUAAUAGUUGGUUUUCUCUCAGUACCACAAUUAUAAUGGCAAGUAUGCUGGUUGAUUUGGACGUUGAAGGUCUUAGUGCAGAGGUCAACAAAGUGUACAAACCUGACUUCUCAACGACAAGAAAAUUGUACUAUCAUGUGAAGAAAGUGACAUUUGCAAAAUUUGUGGCAUCCAAGAAAGUUCCUCCAGCCUGUGAAAACAGCUCGCCGGCUCUUUGGCACUGCUGCGGACAGUCAUUCAAAGAGUCAGCGUCGAUCCACAGACACACCGCCAACAGCCAUGCCGCUGAGAUCCACCAGCUGACCACCGAGACCCUGGACGAGAUGCUCCAGCAGGAUCACAGCGAGGAAGCGUCCAUCAACGAGGGAUCAGCAGAUGUAUCAUCCUGGAUCCCUGAUACCAGACACAUCCCAGAGGAUGAUCUCGUCAAGGGUCCAGGUGAAGUUCUGCUGUAUUACUGCUACUGUCGGUUAAAUGACCCUCGGGUCAUUUGUGAGUGGCAGAAAGAGCUUUGUUUAAAGCUUCAACUAACAGGCAAGGUACGAGUGGCUACUGAAGGUAUCAACGGGACAGUUGGUGGCACCAAAACAGCCACUGAACUUUACAUCAAGGCAAUGCUGUCACAUCCAACCUUCAAAAUAAUGCAAGUUCAGGAUUUCAAGAAAAGCGAAGGAGGUGCAGCAUGCUUUUCUGAUAUGAAGGUUGGCGCUUACAAAGAAAUUGUCCCUAUGGGUGUGGAUCCAGACAUCGUUUCCUACAGGCUGGCUGGAAUACACUUGGAACCAGAGGAAUUUCACAAAGAAGUGGAGGCCUUUGUGGAAAAUCAGUCCUCGGGCAAUGAUACAAUACUUCUGGACUGCAGAAACUUCUAUGAGAGCAAAAUUGGUCAGUUCAGUCAGUGUUUGGCCCCCGACAUCCGCAAAUUCAGCUACUUCCCAGACUACGUGGAUAAAAAUCUGGAUCUCUUCCGGGACAAAAAGGUUCUGAUGUACUGUACAGGAGGCAUCCGCUGUGAGCGAGGCUCGGCUUAUCUCAAAUCAAAAAACGUAUGCAAGGAGGUGUACCAGCUGAAAGGAGGCAUUCACAAGUACUUGGAGAAGUUCCCCGAUGGCUUCUACCGUGGUAAACUCUUUGUGUUCGAUGACCGUUAUGCCAUCGCUUUUAAUCAGGACGUCAUUUCAGAGUGCAGAUACUGUAGUCGUCCGUGGGAUCGAUAUCAGCUGUGCUCUACAGACGUCUGCUGCCAGCUGGUUCUGUCGUGCACCGCCUGCAGGGAGCGUGGCCUGACGGCCUGCUGUCACGCGUGCCAAGCCAAAGAGCAAAACCACAGCGACGUCUCCUUCGGUGGUCUUUCUCGCCGAGAGGAAUGCGAAUGCACAAUGUCCCGUCCCAGAAUCCCCAAAGACACGCUAUGACCUUCUCAGACGGAUCCUGCAACUUUGUGUGAUUUUAAGACUUCUACAAAAUGACUUUUAAAAACGGCUGUAGAUAUUCAGUCCUGAUUUUAAGAAAACUGGACACAAUGCGAGUCUUCAUUCUCACUCUUAAUUUUAUUUGACAUUCGAAAUCAUACAUUUGAAUGGGACUAGUUAAUUUGUUCAACAAUACUAGGUCAUUCAACUCAAACUAUACAUAGGCAAAGAUGAUAUACAUACACACACACACAAAGACAAAAACACUAUUUAAUUGCAUUUUUCCACAAAGAUGAGAUCAAAUUAAUAAAAACAACACAAACAGUCA